GCUCAGUUUCUGUUCUUUCAAUGGUCUACCUGAAACAGAAAAAACCGAAGAACCAGAACCAUAUUCCACUGAAUUUGAGCCUGUCAACCAACUGGUCAAGAGAAUGGCCCCUAUGGCUCCUGCUAAAAUACUUAUAGGCAUCUCUCUGGACUCAGAUGACAGUAAGGAGCUUCUUUCAUGGGCAAUCAGAAUUUUAGCUCAUCCAAAGGACACCGUUGUGGCCUUACAUGUUAUCGUAGGCGAGGACAUGAAGAAACCAGAAUUGAUGACAAAAGAUCAAACACGCUUUCGUCGAGCAAAAGCCUUUGUUAUAUCCCUGGUGGGAGAAUUUGCUGAGACCUGCCAGUCUAAGCAGAUAAAUUUGGAGGUUAAGGUUGGAUUUAGCUCUAGUAUUGGGAAAGGUCUAGUUGAGGAAGCAAAGUCUAUUUCAGCUGAAUUUCUUCUUAUUGGCGGCUCAAGGAACGAAUCAAAUAGAAUUUCACGCAAAAAAACAAGAUACUGUUUUGAAAAUGCCCAAGAAGGUUGUGCAGUAAUCUCCAUUGGGAAAUGUGGGCAAACACAAAAGUAUUCAGACUCAAAUUCCACACAUUCUGAAGAAUUUCGCCAAAUAAGUUCAAGAAGGUCGAACAAAGAGGUUGUCUCCGCCGUCCAAAAGCUUGUUACCUCAAAAUCAAAGAGAGAAAAGCCUACACCAAAAGCAGUACUAGAUGGGUCUGAAGGAGAAUCCCACACCACAGAAGAUAGCUUUAGUUUUGGGGAUUCAAGCAUCACAGAGUCCCCUCCUCUAGCUUCCAAGCUUAAAGGCCAAUCCAACUUUAGGAAGCAAUUAUCACCAAUUAAGAUCAUCUCCUCCUUUCUCCUCUCACCCUUUAAUUUAAGUGGAAGAAAAAGGAAUGAACGUUUAUCUGAUAAAGAAAAGCACCAACCUUUGUUGAGGUGCUUCAGCUAUGAGGAGAUUUCAAAAGCAACAAACAACUUCCACCCAGAUAAUAUGGUGGGACAAGGGGGGUAUUCAGAAGUAUACAGAGGCCACCUUGAUAAUGGACAGAUAGUAGCAGUGAAGAGGUUAGCUAAAGACAACGCGGAUGAAAACAAAGAGAAAGAGUUCCUUAUUGAGUUAGGCAUAAUAGGACAUGUUUGCCAUCCUAAUACUGCAAACUUGGUUGGCUGCUGUAUUGAAAAUGGACUCCAUUUGAUCUUUAACUUCUCUCCAAAUGGAACUCUGUCAUCUGCAUUGCACGGUAAAACAGGCAAACCUUUAGAAUGGCCAGACAGAUACAAGAUUGCCACCGGAGUUGCAAGGGGUCUGCAUUAUCUUCAUAAAUGUUGCAAGCAUCGAAUAAUACAUCGCGACAUAAAAGCCUCUAAUGUCCUUCUUGGGUCAGAUUUCGAGCCACAGAUUUCGGACUUCGGGCUUGCAAAAUGGCUUCCUAACAAAUGGACUCACCACUCUGUGAUUCCCAUUGAGGGUACAUUUGGAUACCUGGCCCCAGAGUACUUCAUGCAUGGAAUUGUAGAUGAAAAGACUGAUGUUUUUGCAUUUGGGGUUCUGCUUUUGGAGAUCAUAACUGGCCGAAGGCCUGUGGACUCAUCAAAACAAAACCUUCUCCUAUGGGCAAAGCCUCUUAUGGAGUCUGGAGACAUUUAUGAACUAGCAGAUCCUAAAUUGGGAGGUAAAUAUGAUGUGGAACAAAUGUACAGACUAGUCCUCACAGCUUCCUAUUGCGUAAGACAAACCUCAAUAUGGCGUCCAUCAAUGAGCGAGGUGCUGGCGCUUCUAACAGAUGGUGGUGACUCUGCUGUUGCAAGGAGAUGGAGGGUGCCAAAAUAUACAAGUGAUGAGAUGGAUGAAUACUCCAUGGUUUUUGGUUCUGAUGUUCCAACAGAUAUAGUUUUGGAUGAUGAUUACUGAGUAUGCUGAAAAUUUACCUUCUUUUUUGGCUGUUUGAUCUUUUAGAUUUCUUGUGGUGUAGAAGAUGAUAGAUAUGGCUGGGCAGUAGAUAAGAGGCAAUAUCACUGGUUUUCUUCUAUUAACUUAUAAAUUUUAAAGCUUUGGAUUGACUCUCUAUUCUAA
This is a messenger RNA of Vitis riparia (riverbank grape), 2074 nucleotides long. Its product is annotated as probable receptor-like serine/threonine-protein kinase At5g57670. NCBI's taxonomy places the organism in Eukaryota, Viridiplantae, Streptophyta, Magnoliopsida, Vitales, Vitaceae. Bases 104 to 1912 code for a protein of 602 amino acids. The record is from RefSeq and is a predicted model, not a curated record. Gene Ontology annotation, molecular function: protein kinase activity; ATP binding. Gene Ontology annotation, biological process: protein phosphorylation. The transcript is spliced from 10 exons.